AACAGACACAAAGCACAACUUUCCGUCAUGUCCUGCGAGUGCGAAAUCAGGUUUGAAUUCGCACCGAGAUAACUAUUAUCGUGAUAAUAUCUGCAAGAUUUUCAAAUUCAUUAAUGAUAAUCUAGGACGACCUUUCAAAAAUAUCAACGAAGGCAGAGUUUACCCUUCAGUGGUGACAUAGGUUUCAUCCGCGUGUCCCGGAAGUUCUCUGGGCUUUUGGUGACGCUGCAUUAGGCGACAUGGCUUCACUCCGAUUGUUCACACUGUUGGUGCUGUCCUUGGUUCUUGGGACUCAGGCUCUGACCCCGUCUCAUCAUCUGACUCCCACCGAUGUGGCUAGACUGCAGGCUGCAUUAAGCCAGCCCCUCACUGACCUAAAAUCUGCUUAUUACUCUGUUGUCGGUCUGAGCAAGCUGGGCAUCUCCACUGCUGAUGCAGAUGAGACAUGCAAGUUUAUCAAGUCAAACUUGGACACCUCUAGCAUUGAGUCCCUGUUUUACGCAGCCGAGGCUAGCCAAACUCUCUCUGGAUGUGAGAUUCCAGUGUCAAACGAGACACGUGAUUUGCUGUUGGCGGCUGUGAGUGAAGACUCCACAGCGUCUCAGAUCCAUCAGUCUGUGAGUGCUCUCAGCUCGCUUGGGCUGCCUCUGGCCUCACAGGAGGUGGUCAGUGCCCUGAAAGCUCGCAUCUCCAAAGAGGACAAUGUCUUGACAAUCAUACUAGCACUGCAGACUGCGUCUCGUCUUUCUCAGCAGGCUGACCUUGGAGAUAUCCUGGAAGAAAUAGAGGAUCUGGCUGCACGUUUGGAUGAUCUGGGUGGAGUGUAUCUUCAGUUUGAGGAGGGUCUGGAGGCCACAGCAUUGUUUGUUUCUGCCACUUACGCUCUGUCUGAUCAUGUGGACAUAGAGCCUCCACUGAAAGAGCAUCAGGUAAUCCAGCUGGUGAACUCCAUUUUCAGUAAGAAAUCUUGGGAAACUCUGUCAGAAGCGUUCAGCGUGGCCUGUGCGGCUGCAGCGCUCUCCAACAAUCACUUCCACGUGCCCGUCAUCGUCAGUUCAAAGGGCCCUGCUGCUGUGUCCCAAAGCCAGCCCCUUCUGCAGCUUCAGUUGACAGAUAUUCUGUGCCAACCACUCAGUUCAGCCAGUGUGCUGGUGGAGUCAGCCAGUGCUGUGGCCACAAAAUCUGCCAUCCUCAGCCAAGCACCCUUCACCCUCAGAGAUGGGGUUUUUGAGCUGAAUUUCAUAGCAAGCCAGCCUGCAAGUGGCUACUAUCAGUUCUCUGUUGCUAUCACGGGAGACAGCCGAUUUGUCGGCAACCAUGUUGAGCUGAAAGUGAAGGUCUCGACCAGGGUCGCCAUCAACAAUAUGGACUUGUCUAUGGUGGAUAAGGACCAGAGCAUUGGCCCCAAAACCACCAGAGUGGAAUAUCCAAAUAAAGCCAAGGCGUCCUUUAUGGCCGACAGCCAUCAGAACUUUGCCAUGACAUUCCAGUUAGUUGACGAGACCACAGGAGUUGAACUCACCCCUCACCAGACGUUUGUGAGAUUGCACAACCAGAAGACAGGACAGGAGGUGGUGUUUGUGGCUGAGCCCGACAGUAAGAACCUGUAUAAGUUUGAGUUGGACACAGCUGAGAGGAAGACUGAGUUUAACUCCAUCUCUGGCACCUAUGCUCUUUACUUGAUGGUGGGAGACGCUACGCUGGAGAACCCCAUCUUAUGGAACGUGGCUGAUGUUGUGCUCAAGUUUCUGGAUGAAGAGGCACCUUCAACAAUUCAAGCCAAAACUUUGUAUAUACCCAAACCAGAAAUUCAGCAUCUGUUCAGAGAGCCAGAGAAGAAGCCUCCUACAGUUGUGUCCAACGCAUUUACCGCCCUCGUCCUUUCCCCAUUUUUGUUGCUCCUCAUUCUGUGGUUUAAACUGGGAGCCAAUAUCUCAAACUUCACUCUGUCUCCUAGCACUGUUCUCUUCCACAUAGGCCAUGCAGCUAUGCUGGGACUUAUGUAUGUGUACUGGACUCACUUAAACAUGUUCCAGACUCUGAAGUAUCUGGCUAUCAUAGGCAGUCUCACAUUCCUGGCUGGGAACCGCAUGCUGGCACAGAAAGCUGUGAAAAGGAUCGCUGCCGAACAAAGUAGUAGGUUGGCAAAGUAUAGGAGUCUGCGGUAAAUGCCUGUAUGUUAUUAAAAAAGGCCAGUCUUCAAGGCUAAAACUCGAAAGAAAAUGAUGUUGGAGAAAUCAUCUGAAAAAGACUAUGGAUGCUUCAUAUUCAUGUUUGUCUUUAAGAAAUCCUGGAAUGGAAGUGUUGGUGGAGGUUAAAAAAGAAACAAAAGUGCAGGCUAAACUAUCCUGAAUCAGUUCCAAAAAUGCAGAAUUUAGAAAAUUCAUUAAGAAACAUACAGUUUGGCUUUUUUUCACAUUUAUUUGAAAAUGCACUGUAAGAUAAAUUUGAUACAUUGAGGAUAUAUGAUGAUUGUUUCUUGUACAGUGAGUUGUUUUUGGUGUUAAUCCUAAUGACAGUCUGUGCUGUUCAUCUACGGUUGUGUUUUGGUUUUUGUUGUUUUUGAAUGCAAAUUCCUAUCCUCAGAUUUUUUUUUUUUUUU
Myxocyprinus asiaticus (Chinese sucker) is the source of this 2602-nucleotide messenger RNA. Its product is annotated as dolichyl-diphosphooligosaccharide--protein glycosyltransferase subunit 2-like. Lineage: Eukaryota; Metazoa; Chordata; Actinopteri; Cypriniformes; Catostomidae. The record is from RefSeq and is a predicted model, not a curated record. Gene Ontology annotation, biological process: protein N-linked glycosylation. Gene Ontology annotation, cellular component: membrane; oligosaccharyltransferase complex.